Molecule: messenger RNA, 3402 nt
Organism: Elgaria multicarinata webbii
Lineage: Eukaryota; Metazoa; Chordata; Lepidosauria; Squamata; Anguidae
Product: sulfotransferase 1A1-like
Exons: 8
Coding region: 91-978 (295 amino acids)
Biological process (GO): sulfation
Cellular component (GO): cytoplasm
Molecular function (GO): aryl sulfotransferase activity
Source: RefSeq, a predicted model, not a curated record
UACUGUAGUUCCCUCCCCAACUCUCUCAGCUCCCAAAUUUCUCAGCUCUGAGACAUAAAGGAAGCCAGCAGCACCUCUUCCAGAUUCAGGAUGAGCAAAGCAGAAGAGGUUGAGCGCCUUCCGUUGAUCUCCGUUAAGGGGGUCCCCAUGAUACCUUACUUUGCUAACGUCAUGGACGAGGUGGACGUCUUCCAAGCCCAUCCGGACGACUUACUGAUCUCCACAUACCCCAAGUCGGGUACUACCUGGGUCAGCGAGGUCAUAGAAAUGAUCUAUAAAGAUGGUGAUGAGAAGAAAUGCGGUGUUGAACCUAUCUACAUGCGAGUCCCGUUCUUGGAGUUUGCUGCUCCUGGAGUCCCCUCUGGCAUUGAGCUGCUCGAAAAAGCACCCCGUCCAUGUUUUAUUAAAACUCACCUUCCUGUCCAGUUACUCCCCAAAUCCUUCUGGGAAAAGAAUUGCAAGAUGAUCUACGUGGCCAGAAAUGCCAAGGAUGUGGUCGUCUCAUAUUAUUACUUCUACCAAAUGGCGAAAGUGCAUCCUGAGCCUGUACCAUGGAAUGAAUUCCUGGAGAAUUUCAUGGCUGGAGACAUUUCUUUCGGAUCCUGGUAUGACCAUGUCAAAGGCUGGUGGGACAAGAGAAAAGAACAAAGGAUGCUCUACCUCUUCUAUGAAGACCUGAAAGAGGAUCCACAACGGGAAAUCCAGAAGGUGAUGGAAUUCCUAGAGAGACCCCCUGAUGCUCGCCUGGUUGAAAAGAUUGUGCAACAUACCUCCUUCAAACAGAUGUGCCAGAACGAGAUGGCCAAUUACAAGAGCAUUCCCACAGCGAUCAUGGACCACACCAUCUCCCCUUUCAUGAGGAAAGGAAUCACCGGUGACUGGAAGAACCAUUUUACGGUGGCUCAAAACGAGCGCUUUGAUGCCGAUUACAAGAAGCAAAUGGAAGGGUCCACCCUGCACUUCCGGACAGAGAUCUGAUCGUUUGGGGUCCCCCCCUUGGGCAGGGCCUCCUUUCAAUGCUACGUAUUUUUUAAAAAAUAAAAAUAAAACCAACCAUUCUAUAAAUGCCACUAGCUUUAUGAACAGCAAGAAGGGUAGCAGGUUCAGGUUCAUUAAAACAAAACAAAUCCACCUUUGCGGGCUCCCGUUUGACAAAUAAAUCUUCAGGUCCAACGUUGGAGAGGAGCCCAGUGAUGGUUCCCUGGUUCCUACAUUCUGGCCCAUGUGCAGAUGGCUCUGAGGGCCCGUAAUGCUAGUUUUCUCCCUAACUGCCCUCUCUUUCUUGCACUUCCCUGCCGGUGUUGUGGGUUCGCUCUCCUUCCCUGUUUCUUACAGGGUUCAUGUGUCGGUGGCCUGCUAUUUCUCAUUCAGAUCUCCAGCACUAGUAGCAAAUGACAGCACUUGUUUUCCCUUGCUGCCCCCUAAAUGUGAAACUCCCUGCACAUGUACAUGUUGCUACCUCUUCAGGGCUGGGGUCAGAGGUCAGCUUCAUUGGGCAUCUGCCGGGGCACCUGCCCCCAAAACAGAGGGCCUAUUGCAAACAUAGGAGCCCCCGGGCCUGCUGCCCUCACUGUUCCUCCUUAAUAUUGCCAUCUGUUUGCCUGUCCCCUCAGGGCCGGUGCUACCAUAAAGGCCACUCAGGCGGUCGCCUAGAGCACCAAGCUAAGAGGGGCGCCGGGCACAGCGCAGCACUCACGCGCAUUGGCUGUGAGCCGGCCUGGCCCGAGGAUUCAGCUGGGCCUGGGCGGGCAAGAUGGCGCCCCGCGCCCGCCCAGCCGAAACAAAGCCAGGGACGCUGGGGUGGGGGUGGGGCGGCUCCACGUUCGGACUUCCGGAACACACCCAGGAGAGAGAGAGAGAGAAUGUAUGGGUGAAUGGGGUGCAGGGGGUCUUUGAGUGAAUGCACAUGUUCAUGUGUGUGUUUGUUUGGAGUGAGUGAUGCUGAGUGUGUGUUUGUGCGAGUGUGUGAGUUGGGGGGGGAUGAUUUGGAGGUGAUAUUCCUAUUAAAUAAUACAUUUUAGGCCCAUAGACGUUCCUUUCCAAUUUGUUUGCUAUAAUUGGCAUGACGUAUUUCUUACACUUUAAAAUAAAUUGAGCAGUUUCAAGUUUUGUGCUUCUUAUUUUUUCCAGGAAACAUAUUUUCUUAAAAAUCAAAGUUGGCAUUUUUUUGGGGUGGGUGGGGAAGGGGUGAAAGUAGCUCACCUUGCCUAGGGCGCAAAAUAGUCUGGCACCGGCCCUGUGUCCCCUCUAAGCGGGCCAGUAGUGUCAGGAGGAAAGAGAAGCCACCAUUUGCUUUGCCCUCUCCCUCUGAAUGUCUGGAUUGGGCUCAAAGGGAAUUGGCAGGCGAAUGGAGAACGGCAGGAGUGGCCCCUUUCAGGGGUCGAGGCUCACUAAGGGCAGCUUGCCCGGUGUCCUUCCCCCACCCCAAAUAAUCUGGACUUAGUAACUUUUUCCCUUCCUUCAAAUCCCUCCUCCUCCUCUUCCAAACCCACCUUUCUCAUGUGGCUAGGGAAUUCUUCCAGCCCAAGGGUUGAAUCCCAUUUUGGAGAAAUUCACAGAGGACUACAUUCUAGUCAUGGGCAAAGCCAAAGGCAAAAGGAGCAGGGCCAAAACACACACACCAAAGAUACAAGCCAAUUUUAGCUUAAAACUCUCACGGCCUGUAGCCGAGCUUUAGGAGAGGCCUUUCAAACCUUUCAGAAUGGGGGAAAGGUUGGAGGAAAGAGGGUGGGGCCAGGGAAAGGGGUGUGGCCUACUGGGGUUUGGCCCCUGGUCCUGUAGUCCUGCACCCCUGCUCAAAAUCUUUGCUUCCAAUUGGAGCCAAGCUUUAAGUACGCCUUUGUCCAUGCUUUCCCCUGUUUUCUGCAUUGUCUAUUUUGGAUUGGGGGCAGGGAUUUGUCCAUGUUGCCUGUGAUAAUUCUGAUCCCGGCCAACUGGAUUCGCACAACACAACAAGGGUUAAUUAAACCACGGCAGGAGUUGUGUUGUCCAAACCAGGUCAGAGUAACUUUGGAGCCAUUAAGUUUCCUCUCCAGAUUCUUCCUCUCUCCUUAUCAACCUGUGUAAAGAACAAAUAUGAACCAAUGUUUAGUUUAUUUUCUGGGUUGACAGCCUUUUAACCCUUGACUUUCUUCCUUUGGCAGCAGAGGCAGGAAGCCAUUUUAGAACAUCCGUUUGUUAUAUUGCUGAACGGAUUGCUGGUCAGUCCCUGUCUCUCUUCUGCUACUUGGUUCCUGUAGACAAUUUUGAAAGUGGAAUCUGGUAAAUUAAGGCUUGUGUCUUUUUCAUUUAGUCAUUUUUAUAAAAUUUCAGUAAAUACAUUUACAUUAUGUGCACACAUCUGCGCUACUUGAGAGAUAAACAAUACAAAACAUUGAAAUAAACGAACUCCAAAUAAUCAGA